GUUUGAAUAACUUUCAGUCUCGGUAAUUAAUUACAGUUUGACUUGAUAGUGAACCUUUUUUCACUACUCUGCUCUAAAUCACAAGAAAAAUCCUGUAUUUUGGUUUCCGCACAAGUCAAAUGCCGCCAGAAAAUGCUAACAAAUCACAAAUGAAACAAGCGCCCACAUUCAAAGUUCGGCCAUUAAUGGGCCUAUUGAAUUGUGGGUUUUAGCUUCACAUACUUUGUUUCACAUCCAAGUCGCUGUCGCCUGCCAAAGUUGAACCAUUUUAUGCAAUUCCAAUACGGCACAAACGAAAUUUGUUGCUUUGGGAUAUAUCAGUUGGGGUAGGAAACAAAAAAAUGUAAUUGUAAAACAGUAGAAAGUACCAAAACUCCAAAAGUAAAGUUUCAAAAUGGAGGGAAUACAGCACAAAUUCAUACAAGUGAGCGAUGGCCUGAAGAUUCACGUGGCUGAGAUCGGAAGUGGGCCGUCGGUGGUGGUGUUCCUACAUGGGUUCCCGGAGAUAUGGUACUCUUGGCGCCACCAGAUGAUUGCCGUGGCCAAGGCUGGUUACAGGGCCAUCGCUCCCGAUUACCGAGGAUAUGGAUUAUCGGAUCCGCCACCGGAACCCCAGAAGGCCUCUUUUGUCGACUUCAUCAAAGACAUGGUUGAAGUUCUUGAUGCUUUGAGCAUCCAAAAGGUUUUUCUCGUUGGUAAAGAUUUUGGGGCUCCUUUAGCUUAUUAUAUCGCUCUCCUCCACCCAAAUAGAGUCUCAGCGAUAGCAACAUUAGGCUUGCCAUUCCUGGCACCAAAGAAUCCUCUGCGCCACAACCUUCUGCCUGAAGGCUUCUAUGUUUAUAGAUGGAAAGAACCUGGGAGGGCUGAAGCUGAUUUUGGACGUUUCGAUGCUAGGACAGUUGUGAGAUAUAUCUACAUUCUGUUUUCCAAGAGCGAAAUACCGAUUGCUAGUGAAAAUCAGGAGGUCAUGGACUUGGUGGAACCAUCCACUCCUCUUCCUCCUUGGAUAACUGAGGAAGAAUUUGAAUCCUCCUACGGCGACCUAUAUGAGAAAUCUGGUUUCGAAACAGCAUUGCAAGUCCCUUACAGGUAAUGGACUAGCUAGUCUUAAUCUGCAAUUUGCCCAUCUAUGACAAAAAUAUCUCUACUUCAUCAGGAUCUAAGGAACUGCCUUCUUGAAUUGAGUGAAUCGACGCGAUGUGAUAUAACUUCGUGACUAUGUUUUAGGACUAAGGGUGACAGUUCAAGUAUGGAAGAUCCUAAAAUUGAAGUUCCAGCAUUACUGAUCAUGGGUGAGAAGGACUAUUGCAUGAAGAUUCCAGGGAUGGAAGACUACAUAAGGAGUGGUGAAGUUAAGGUUUAUGUACCGAAUUUGGAGAUAAAAUACAUGCCAGAGGGAAGCCAUUUUGUUCAAGAGCAAUUCCCCGAUGAGGUGAAUCAGCUUCUGCUCAGUUUUCUCACCAGCCAGACUCAAUCUUGAUCUGCAACUAAUGAUAAUACAUAUUUGAAUACAUGACUUAUCAGAAUGUACUUCAAAUUUCAGUUUAUGUAUUGCAAUUUUCUGCUGGUACAACUCACCGUCUGCAAAAUCUUGCAAUGUAACAAGAAUGGUACUUUAAUUCUACUCUGUUUGUUUGCUUUUUUUAUGAUUUUUCAGUUUAUUUUAUUAAUAACUGUUCCAUUCCUGC
Messenger RNA from Oldenlandia corymbosa var. corymbosa, 1688 nucleotides. Lineage: Eukaryota; Viridiplantae; Streptophyta; Magnoliopsida; Gentianales; Rubiaceae. The record is from the annotation of a GenBank genome assembly.